GUGUAUUUUAAAGGUUUGUAGAUUAAUAUACAAAACCUAUUAAGAAUGAUACUUCAGAUCAUUUGGCUCACGGUGGUUUUGCUUGCAAUUGAUGCUGCUCCACGCAACCAUAAAAUCGUCAACGGAACGGAUGCAUCCAUAAAGGAUUACCCAUUUAUGAUUUCAUUGCGUAAUUCACACGGGGGACAUACCUGUGGUGGAAGUAUACUGACAAAUCAUUGGAUUCUCACCGCAGCCCAUUGCGUGCACGAAACUAUGACUCCGGAUCUUUCAACGGUUCAAGUCGGCCAAACGGAGAUAUCCAGACCAGUAGACGAAACCGUUUACGAUAUUGAACUAGUUGUCAUACAUCCUGGAUAUGAUCCGUUCAACAGUUUCGUGAAUGAUAUUGCAGUGUUCAAGUUGAAACGUCCUUUACUGUUUGGGGAAUCAGUUCAACCAGUUCAUCUGCCUCGACCAUGCUUUGAGGUACCGGAAUCGGUUCCAGCAGUUACACUGAUUGGGUGGGGCUUAAAUGAAGAUGAAGUUGCUCCAACCAUACUGCAACGGGUGGAUUAUUACGUUGUACCGAAUACAGUGUGCGAUCAAAUUCAUGACAGUACCAUUUUCCCGGAACAAAUCUGUGCAGCCUAUCCGGGUGGCGGGAAAGGACAGUGCAAUGGUGAUUCUGGAGGCCCACUGCUACACAAUGGUGUUCAAGUAGGAAUCGUCUCGUGGAGUAUUAAACCUUGCACUAUUGCACCGUAUCCUGGUAUUCUGACCAAAGUAUCACAUUUCAUCGAUUUUAUUUAUCAACACACUGAUUUUGUUACGCCAUAUGUUCACGUUCCAGAAUGUUCUUAA
Molecule: messenger RNA, 843 nt
Organism: Ochlerotatus camptorhynchus
Lineage: Eukaryota; Metazoa; Arthropoda; Insecta; Diptera; Culicidae
Product: chymotrypsin-1-like
Exons: 3
Coding region: 46-843 (265 amino acids)
Biological process (GO): proteolysis
Molecular function (GO): serine-type endopeptidase activity
Source: RefSeq, a predicted model, not a curated record